AUGGCGGCGAAAUCCGAUGGCGGUGGCGUGGGGGUGGGCUUCGCCCAGCUGCACAACCUGGACGAGGCGGUGGGCAGCGGCGGCGAGGAGGACGGGGAGCCCGGGGGAGGCGGCUGCGGCGGCGGCGGCGACGGCAGCGAGCCCGGCGAGAGCAGCUCGCUGCACAUCUGCCACUGCUGCAACACUUCCUCGUGCUACUGGGGCUGCCGCUCCGCCUGCCUGCGCUCCCUCCUGGGCAAGAAGCCGCGCCGCAGCGCCGCCGCCGCCGACGGGGGGGACCAGCCGCUGCAGCCGCCCGGGGCCGCCGGCCGCCACCCCCCGACGCCCUCGGCCGAGCGGCCGCAGCCGCCGCAGGUGGAGCGGCCGUGGCUCGACUGCCUGUGGAUCGUGCUGGCGCUGCUAGUCUUCUUCGGGGACGUGGGCACCGACCUGUGGCUUGCCCUCGACUACUACCGCAAGGGGGACUACGUCUACUUCGGGCUGACCCUCUCUUUCGUGCUGGUGCCGUCCCUGUUGGUGCAGAGCCUGAGCUUCCGCUGGUUCGUGCAGGACUACACGGGCGGCGGGCUGGGCGCCGUGGAGGGGCUCAGCAGCCGGGGCCCCCCCAUGAUGGGGGCCGUCUACGGCCAUGGCGCGGGGGUCCCGGCCACGCCGGGGGCGCAGCGCCUCUGCCGCCUCUCCGUGUGGAUCUGGCUGUCGGUCAUCCACCUGCUGCAGAUGGGGCAGGUGUGGAGGUAUAUCCGCACCAUGUACCUGGGGAUUCAGAGCCAGCGGCAGAAGGAACACCAGCGACGCUUCUACUGGGCUAUGAUGUACGAAUAUGCAGACGUUAACAUGCUGCGCCUCCUGGAGACCUUCCUGGAAAGCGCCCCCCAACUGGUGCUACAGCUCUGCAUAAUGAUCCAGAAGAGCCGCGCUGAGACGCUGCCCUGUGUCUCCUCUGUGACUUCCCUGAUGUCCCUGGCUUGGGUGCUAGCCUCCUAUCACAAGCUGCUGCGGGACUCCAGGGACGACAAGAAGAGUAUGAGCUACAGAGGGGCCCUCAUCCACCUCUUCUGGCGCCUCUUCACCAUCUCAUCCAGAGUUCUCUCUUUUGCCCUCUUUGCUUCCAUCUUCCAGCUCUACUUCGGGAUCUUCGUGGUGGUUCACUGGUGUGCCAUGGCCUUCUGGAUCAUCCAUGGCGGAACAGACUUCUGCAUGUCCAAGUGGGAGGAGAUCCUCUUCAACAUGGUGGUAGGGAUCGUGUACAUUUUCUGCUGGUUUAACGUCAAGGAAGGGCGGACUCGAUAUCGAAUGUUUGCAUAUUAUACGAUAGUCUUGACCGAGAAUGCUGCCUUGACGUUCCUUUGGUAUUUUUACAGAGACCCGGAGACCACUGACUCCUUUGCGGUGCCAGCACUGUGUUGUGUCUUUAUUAGCUUUGUGGCUGGGAUUGCACUGAUGCUCUUAUAUUAUGGUGUGCUGCAUCCCACGGGGCCGCGAGUUAAGAUCUUGGCCAGCUCCUGUUGUGCCGAGCUGCUCUGGGGCAUCCCUUUGCCCCCCGAUGUUGAGCCCAUGGCGCCUCAGACCCCUGGGUACCGGGGGACCCAGGUCACGCCUACCAGAGCCGUAACGGAACAACAGGAGGAUCUCACGGCUGACACUUGCUUGCCCGUUUUCCAAGUGAGACCCAUGGGGCCCGCUACCCCGUUGGGGCGUCCUUACCUCCCAGAAGGGCCCCUCAUUAAGAUUGACAUGCCAAGAAAGAGAUACCCAGCUUGGGAUGCUCAUUUUGUAGACAGGAGAUUGAGAAGGACUAUUAACAUUCUGCAGUAUGUCACCCCCGCCGCGGUAGGCAUUCGGUAUCGCGAUGGACCGCUCCUUUACGAGUUGCUACAGUAUGAGUCUUCACUCUAA
Molecule: messenger RNA, 1896 nt
Organism: Lagenorhynchus albirostris (white-beaked dolphin)
Lineage: Eukaryota; Metazoa; Chordata; Mammalia; Artiodactyla; Delphinidae
Gene: XKR6
Product: XK related 6
Exons: 3
Coding region: 1-1896 (631 amino acids)
Biological process (GO): apoptotic process involved in development; phosphatidylserine exposure on apoptotic cell surface; engulfment of apoptotic cell
Cellular component (GO): plasma membrane
Source: RefSeq, a predicted model, not a curated record